Molecule: messenger RNA, 1219 nt
Organism: Punctularia strigosozonata HHB-11173 SS5
Lineage: Eukaryota; Fungi; Basidiomycota; Agaricomycetes; Corticiales; Punctulariaceae
Exons: 5
Coding region: 1-978 (325 amino acids)
Source: RefSeq, a predicted model, not a curated record
AUGUCUAGCCUCACCAAGUUCGCUGGAUGGAUAGUCAGAGCCACCCUCUUGGUGAAACCGUACCUUUCCGCACCCAACACAGCAAUCAUACAAAUCAAACUGUCAUCCGAACGCAAAGCGACGGGCACGUGCCGUUCCUCCCUCAACACGACGCCCACUAUCAUCUUGAUUCUCGACUGGCAGAGAGGCCUUGGGUGCAGUGAACUUGCCAUUGCUCUUGCUCGUAACGGAUUCUUCCUUUCGGAGUCGAGCCGGAUCGUUUUCCGGAAGCGCUUGAAGGCCAACGCGCAAGUUCUACGCCUAAAAGCGUUCAAGGCCUACACAUCGGCAGCUUGGGACGUCGUACUGGAUGCGCUCUUCCAACGUUCCACGGAGCCCCUCCGUAUUCUCGAAAUCCACGCGCCUCGCAAACCCCACAAGUACGACGAUUCCUCAUACGAUGCCGAGGAACGAGAAGUAGAGUUACCCCGCGCCUUCGCCAUAUUGCAGAUGCCGUACUACGUCAAUCUGCGCGAGUUGGUGGUCUCCGCGCAGCUCGCAUGGACGGACGAGGUCGUCGCUCACGUAGCGCGCGUGUGUCCCGCACUGACGCGCGCCGAGCUUCGAGUCGAGAAACAACGGGUUCCCGCCGACUCCCCGCGCCUUACCUCCUUAUCACUGGUAGAGUUUGCGGAGCACUGCCCUCUUUUGUGCGACUUGUUCAUACACGUCGACAUCCCCGCUGAGGCGGAUGCACCGCUCGCCGGUUCGCUGUUCGAGUUCGGCGGGAACGCGAGUCUCAUAGACCUCGACCUCGGAGAACCGGCUGUUCCGCUACCGGGACCUCGUCGGCAAUCUACCUGCCUACCUAUCUCCGGUCCCAUCAAGCUCGAAGACCUCGAAGACACGUACUGUACAUGCCGCUUGCCACAUUUUUUAAAAUCGUUGUUCCCAAGCCUGCAGCAGGUGUCCGGGGUACAGGUUCCCUGCCACUCCUGAUUGGUGUUGGGUCGCGCGCUGUAAGCGCUAGCGCAAGCGUGUGGACCAAGUUUCUAGUUUUCGGACGAUGCUAACUGAAGGCGCACAUCAUACGUAUCGCUACUUGUACAUAUGGAGCUGUCAGCUUGCGGACAUCCUCUCCAAAUAGCGCAUCGCGGCUGCGUGUAGUCAUUCACAGCCCAGGUGCUGCCAUCUUCGCCAACUUCGUGGUAUAUACCGUUCACAUUGUCAUAGGAUUCUU